This is a messenger RNA of Guillardia theta CCMP2712, 555 nucleotides long. RefSeq lists its product as hypothetical. NCBI's taxonomy places the organism in Eukaryota, Cryptophyceae, Pyrenomonadales, Geminigeraceae. The record is from RefSeq and is a predicted model, not a curated record. Gene Ontology annotation, molecular function: cysteine-type deubiquitinase activity. Gene Ontology annotation, biological process: protein deubiquitination. The annotation marks the transcript as partial. The transcript has a single exon.
AAGUCGUCGAAGAAGAGGAAGGCGGAGGGCGAGCAGGCGGGUCCAAAGGUGGUCAAGGUGAGAAAGAAAACUCGUAAGAAUCGGGAGAUGGAGUCGAGGAUCCUGUCGAAGCAGCUGGCUGAGCAGGGGCUGCGGCUCGUGGAGAUCCCAGCAGACGGCCACUGCCUCUUCUCCGCGAUCUCCGACCAGCUCAAGAGGACGGGAUACCCGACAGAGCACACGCACAAGUCGCUACGUCGGCUGGCAGCGGAGUACAUGCUAGAGCACGAGGAUCACUUUCGACACUUCCUGUCCCUAGAGAAGAAUGCGAGCGCGAACGCGUUCCAGGCCUACUGCCGGAGGAUCGAGAAGACCAACGCCUGGGGCGGGCAGCACGAGCUGAUCGCCCUCUGCCACGUCCUCAAGCGCGACAUCCUCGUCCUCCGCCACGACAUGUCGCAGCAGCAGUUCCCCGACCCGGAGACGCACCCCCAGUACGGGGGCCCGCCUCUGCGCCUGAGCUACCACAUGCACGAGUACAGCGGGGGCGAGCACUACAACUCGGUUGUGAGCCUC